Nicotiana attenuata is the source of this 888-nucleotide messenger RNA. RefSeq names its product vacuolar iron transporter homolog 1-like. The record is from RefSeq and is a predicted model, not a curated record. Gene Ontology annotation, molecular function: manganese ion transmembrane transporter activity; iron ion transmembrane transporter activity. The transcript has a single exon. The coding region runs from base 152 to 811 and encodes 219 amino acids. NCBI's taxonomy places the organism in Eukaryota, Viridiplantae, Streptophyta, Magnoliopsida, Solanales, Solanaceae. Gene Ontology annotation, cellular component: membrane. Gene Ontology annotation, biological process: intracellular manganese ion homeostasis.
UACUCCACUAGUUAAAGCCUCUUCAUAUAUCUCUCCACAUUAUGUCCUAUAAAUAUCACCACCCUGGCGUGUGCUCUCCACACUUCUCCAUAUCCUUAGAUAUAUUAAAAACACAAAGUUAUAACUCUUCUCUUUAUUUUCUUCUUCUUCCAUGGCAUACAUAACAAAUAGCCAAGAAUUAACAAAAAAUAAUGACAUAGAGAAACAAUCCAUGCGAGUAGAACAAAAUCUUGAUGAGGUUGAGAUAGCUGUAGAUUACUCCAAAAGAGCACAGUGGCUUAGGGCUGCAGUUUUAGGUGCAAACGAUGGCUUACUUUCAACUUCAUCUCUAAUGAUGGGAAUUGGGGCUGUAAAACAAGACGCAAAGGCCAUGAUCCUCACCGGAAUAACCGGUCUCGUGGCCGGAGCUUGUAGCAUGGCUAUAGGAGAAUUUGUCUCAGUUUAUUCACAAUAUGACAUAGAAGUGUCACAAAUGAAAAGAGAAAAUAAUGCAACUACACAUGAAUUAGAGGAAAAAAAGAAGAAGUUGCCAAGUCCAUUGCAAGCUGCAGCAGCAUCUGCUUUUGCAUUUGCAAUAGGUGCAAUAGUGCCUUUGUUGGCUGCUGCUUUUGUGAAAAAUUAUCAUGUGAGGUUAGGGAUUGUGGUGGCUGCUGUAAGCUUUGCUCUUUUGGUGUUUGGAGGGUUAGGUGCAUACUUAGGGAAUGCACCAUUGUUGAAGUCUUCAUUGAGAGUGUUGAUUGGAGGAUGGUUGGCUAUGGGAAUCACUUUUGGACUAACUAAAUUAGUUGGUGUUACUGGACUCUAUGGUUAAAUAUUGACCAUAGACUUUAAUUUGCCUUUACAUAAAUUUUUUCAUUGAAAUAUAUAUCAGUACCUAGAUUUGUUGUC